This is a messenger RNA of Emiliania huxleyi CCMP1516, 537 nucleotides long. RefSeq lists its product as hypothetical. The transcript has 4 exons. Bases 1 to 537 code for a protein of 178 amino acids. The record is from RefSeq and is a predicted model, not a curated record. NCBI's taxonomy places the organism in Eukaryota, Haptophyta, Isochrysidales, Noelaerhabdaceae.
AUGCGCGCGAGGCUGUGUAGGCGUAGCCUCGAGAGUGCCAGCAGCCAAUCCGAGGCGACGCGCAUUGCGCCAAGCGUGCACACGAUGGAAGGACACCUUCCUACUGGCCGUACGCUCAGGCUGUCGCAAGGCGUGAUAGCAUGGCCGCAAGCGAGCUACGAGCGGCAGACAAAGACAAUCAAACGGCAGGUCAAGUACAUCGCCGAGCUGCAGGCGCAGGUUCAGGCCUCCACCACCGAGCUCGAGGAGGCGUUGGCCGCAGCCUCCCUCGCCGCCAGCAAGGCGGCCGCCGCGGCCGACGGAGCGGCGGUCGACAGCGUGCGCCGGCGGCAGGCGCUGAUGAAGCCAUCGAUCGACGUGCCCUUUUCGGUGGAGGCGACCGAGGGGGCGCCGGGGCAGACCACCAAGCUCAAGGAGCCCGUCCCCGGCGGGCCCGGCUACCAGGCCCCUCUCGAGUUUGGCGCCGAGACGCCGCUGCCCGGCCGCGAGAAGGAGUAUGCAGACUACAAGGCAUCGAGGGGCCGAAGCGCGGCGUGA